Messenger RNA from Tachysurus vachellii, 1368 nucleotides. RefSeq names its product CD276 antigen-like. The transcript is spliced from 3 exons. The record is from RefSeq and is a predicted model, not a curated record. Gene Ontology annotation, biological process: positive regulation of T cell proliferation; cellular response to lipopolysaccharide; cell surface receptor signaling pathway. Gene Ontology annotation, cellular component: external side of plasma membrane. The coding region runs from base 1 to 918 and encodes 305 amino acids. NCBI's taxonomy places the organism in Eukaryota, Metazoa, Chordata, Actinopteri, Siluriformes, Bagridae.
AUGUUUGUAUCCGUAGCUGAGUUCGAGAUCUCGGUUCCCACGGGUGUACAGAUGGGUGUGUACGGCGAGGCGGUCCAUCUGUCCUGCGUGUUCCCAGUGAACGGCUCGUGGGACACAGACAGGAUAAUGAUCACGUGGCUGCACAACCAAGAGGUGGUCCACAGUUUCUUUCAUAACCGAGACCAGCCACAAUAUCAGAGCCGGACAUACGCCAACCGCACCAGCCUGUUCCACCAGGAGAUGAAGAAGGGGAACGCGUCACUCAGGCUGGACCGCACCACUCUGGAGGACGCGGGGGAGUACACCUGCUCCGUCAGCACUCGGCUGGGCAGCCAGAGAAAGAGUUUCCCCCUCAAAGUAGCAGCGUUCUACUCUGAGCCUCGUUUGAAAACCUCUUUGCUGGACAACGGCCACAUGGAGGUUCUGGUGACCUCAGAGGGUGGGUUCCCCUCUCCCUCCCUGCAGUGGCUGAUGGGAAACACCAGGGACGUCACCAACCACACACACACGCAGCUGAGUAAGGACCAUCACACAGGUCUGUACAGCGUGAACAGUAAACUGAUCCUAAAUGGAACCGUCAACUCCUCCAUCACCUUCAUCAUGAAGAACCCAGAUCUGGACCAGACCAUCAGGAGGAGCAUCGACCUCUUCUCAGAAAAUGGAGGCUCUGACCAGAGGAGCCAGCGAGCAGGACUCAUUGUGCUUUCUGUUGUUGGAGUUAUUUUACUCGCUGUGAUCAUUGCACUAAUUAUCCUUCAACACCGAAUGAUGAAAAAGGAAAAAUCCCGAAAUACAGAGAGUAACAUCGAGUUAUCAGAAGCUUCGAUCCAUCAGACAGCAGCUGAAAAACCUUCAAUGGAUGAAUCUGAAAGUGUUACAGAAUCCCAGAUAAAGAGAGAUCUCGGGCCAGGCAGCUAGACUAGAAGAAGAAAUGUAGUUUAUUUAUUAGGAUUUAUUUCUUAAGUUCUCCACCAACUGACCUUCAGCAGAGCAGUCAGUGAUUAAGGCAGAUGUGUGGAGUCACAUCUUCAAAACCAUCUCCAUCCUGAUCUCCAGCUCCUGUCUUCCUCACUGAAACUUUUUAGUGAGAGGAGACAUGGGAGACAUACGGGCCGGAGUCUUCGUCAGGGAGCGCUUGUGCUCGUUGUCUCUUAGAAUGGGGCAAUUUGCUAACGAUUCCAAAGUGAACAAGAAAAACAAACCUUCACCGAUUUCUGGAGCACCUCCAUCUGCUUGUUCCUCCUCUUACUAUGUUGUUGUUUUUCCUUCUUGAUUCCGAACAGAAGGUCCCAGGAGAAGGAGCGUUUCUUGUGUUAUGCCUUUAUCACAGCUUAUUAUACAGAUCCGACUCGUAUCGAUCUGAAAGAC